This is a messenger RNA of Wasmannia auropunctata (little fire ant), 1129 nucleotides long. Its product is annotated as ankyrin repeat domain-containing protein 2-like. The transcript is spliced from 2 exons. Lineage: Eukaryota; Metazoa; Arthropoda; Insecta; Hymenoptera; Formicidae. Gene Ontology annotation, molecular function: protein binding. The record is from RefSeq and is a predicted model, not a curated record. Bases 10 to 252 code for a protein of 80 amino acids.
GCUUUGCAUAUGGCCGCGAGGAAAAAUCAGCGCGAGCUUUGUAUCCUCCUUCUGGACGCCGGUGCUUCAUUACAUAUGGUCGACGAGGAAGGAAAUACGCCCCUCCAUCUUGCGACACUCUUUAAUCAGCCGGAGAUAACGUAUCUGCUGUUAUCGCGAAGCGCGGCCAUCAAUGCCGUCAAUAACAGAAGACAUAGGGUAAACCCGGUAUAUGCCCUGUUGAAAAAAUUCAUAUGGAUUUUCACAUGGUAAUUUGGGCCAAGAAUUCAUGGAUUUUCACAUGGAAUUCAUAUGGAAUCCAUAUAUAAUUUAUGUGAAAUUUAUAUGAAAUUCAUGUGGAAUCAUGUAUUACAGAUUCUACAAUAAGACUUAUAUUACAGAUGUACAUAGUAUUGAGUAUCAGUAAUGUAUCGUUUCAUAAUUAUUACGGUAAAGAUCAGUAUAAUAAUUCCGGUAUAAGAUUUUAACAAAAAAAAUUUUUUUUAUACUAUGAUUACGUAUUAUUAUUUUUUAGAGUUUAAUUUGUUUUUAUUCUAUUUCGCAUAUUCUCUAUUUUAUUAAUAAUUACAAUUACGCAAGUUGUUAUAAUUUUUGGAAACGCAUCGAGAUCCGAACUUGAGAUCCGUAGAAUAGCAGACUUGUACGCUAACGCUGAGCUAAUGAUUCUUUGUACAAAGGAUGUAUUUUUUCCGGUAUAUAUUUCUCUGUCACUGAGUUUUCGCGUCUGAACAAAUACUGAGAGCUAACAGUAAUAAUUACGGAAUCGCAUAUGAACAAUGAAACUUCUCAAUAAUUAUGUAUUUUUUCAGAUAGUAUAGCUUACAGUUUUAGUUUUUAAAUAUUACUGUAUUUUUCAACAAACUUUACUAUGUUUUCAGUAAGCAUCUACAAAUUUAAACUAAAAUUCGAGAAUAAGCGAAAAUUCAAAGAUUAUUAUUACUGUUUUUUGAAUCUCAUCUGCAGUGUGCAUAGAAUCCACAUGGAAUUCAUAUGGAAUCCACAUGGAAAUCCAUAUAGAAAUCCAUGUGAAAUCCAUGUGGAAAUCCACAUAGAAAUCUACAUGGAUUUUUUCAACAUAUGAAUUGAGAUAUAUAUAUGUAAAUAAUUUAUAAUUCAUAUAUCAUUAAUA